Danio aesculapii is the source of this 3581-nucleotide messenger RNA. RefSeq names its product epsin 1a (gene epn1a). NCBI's taxonomy places the organism in Eukaryota, Metazoa, Chordata, Actinopteri, Cypriniformes, Danionidae. The record is from RefSeq and is a predicted model, not a curated record. Bases 577 to 2502 code for a protein of 641 amino acids. Gene Ontology annotation, biological process: endocytosis. Gene Ontology annotation, molecular function: clathrin binding; phospholipid binding. The transcript has 14 exons. Gene Ontology annotation, cellular component: plasma membrane; endosome; clathrin vesicle coat.
GGGAAACGGAAGCGGAAGUGCCGCCAUCUCCUCGCACCAUCCGAGCAACAGCAGGGUCAGUACAGGCGAUAUUUGGGGAAGUAUUAUAGUCUAUUACGUUAGUACAAGCGGUUACAUGACGCGUUAUAUGUUUAAAUGACGAACGCGACUCGAGGGGUGAUAGUCGUGAAGGAAGAGCAGCGUCGCGUCACUCUGUCACGCACACGCGCGCGUCUCUUUAUGAGUUGAGUUAGCAUAGCGGCGCGCUCCCGUCUCUAAAUGAGUGUUUUUAAUUCAGCACCGUGACAGAAACAGCAGCGCUUCGCUUUUCUGCCGUCUUCGCUGGUAAGAACCCGCUUUCUGGUGCUCGGCUGGAUGUCUGGGCGUGUUUGAGAGGCACAACAGAGGCGCAACGUUAUUUCACCCCACAUCUGUGCUUCUGGGCCCUCAUGUGGCGGCCGUGCGGAGGUUUGGAAGAGUGGACAGGCUAAACGCUGAAAGACCCCGACCUGAACACGUGCACAAAGAGAGAGCGAGAGGGGGGGAGAGAGACUGACACUCCCAGAUUUUGCAGAACCUGAUAGCCAGCCUGUUGCCAUGUCGACAUCAUCGCUGAGGCGACAAGUGAAGAACAUUGUUCACAAUUACUCAGAGGCAGAGAUAAAGGUAAGGGAAGCAACCUCUAAUGACCCAUGGGGUCCCUCAAGUUCUUUGAUGUCAGAGAUCGCUGACCUGACCUAUAAUGUAGUGGCCUUCUCAGAGAUUAUGAGCAUGGUCUGGAAGAGACUCAACGACCAUGGGAAGAACUGGAGACAUGUAUAUAAAGCUAUGACUCUGAUGGAGUAUCUGAUAAAAACGGGUUCAGAGCGGGUGGCACAGCAAUGCAGGGAAAACAUCUACGCCGUUCAAACGCUCAAAGACUUCCAGUACAUAGACAGAGACGGCAAAGAUCAGGGUGUGAAUGUACGGGAAAAGGCCAAGCAACUGGUGACUCUGCUAAAAGACGAGGAGAGGCUACGAGAGGAGAGGAUCCAUGCACUCAAAACCAAAGAGAAGAUGGCACAGACCAGCAGUGCAUCUUCGGCCCCUUCUGCUCCUGCUUUAGGGGGAGGAGGAGUGCACUCCGGAGCAGACUCUGAUCAGGCGUGGCCCCAGAGCUCCGGUGAGGAGGACCUGCAGCUCCAGCUGGCACUGGCCAUGAGCAAGGAGGAGGCGGAGCAGAAGAGACCGUGCUGUGAUAAGACUACACAUGACCCUCUGGAAGAUGCAGAGAUCCGCUACGCACUCACAAUCAGCCAGGAGACUCACCAACAGGAGGAGCGUCUGCGCAGGGGAGACGACCUGAGGCUGCAGAUGGCCAUCGAGGAGAGUAAGAGGGAGAAAACCAAGCCCGAGGAGUCGUCUCUGAUGGAGUUAAGCGCUGCAGACCCGUGGGGAGCUCCUGCGACAGGCUCUGCAGGACCCUCUCCUCCUCCCGCUUUGGCUCCCGCAUCUACUGCUGGCCCUUGGGGACCUCCUGACCCAUGGGGAGCCGCUUCCCCUGCCUCUCCCCCAAGUGCUGAUCCUUGGGCAGGAGCACCAGCAACUGUAGCCCCAGACCCAUGGAGUGAUUCGUCCUCCAGAGUAAAUUCUGACCCCUGGGCAUCCACAGCUGUGACCCCACCAAGUGCCGACCCUUGGGCUCACUCAGUGGCUCCGGGCCCUACCCCGCUCUCAGGGUCAACUGAUCCCUGGGCUGCGGAAGGAGCCGCCCCUGCCACUGACGGUCUGACCUCUGAUCCUUGGAGUGGCUCAGUUAAACAAACUAACGGCACAGCAGAUCCAGAGAGAAGAGGCUCCUCAGUGACAUGUGAUGCAGGAGGCUCUCCUGUGCCCUUUGACCUUUCAUCGAUUGGUACCUCUUUGCCCGUUCGGAAAACACCAGAGUCAUUUUUGGGACCCAACGCAUCACUGGUGGAUUUGGACUCACUAGUAUCAUCAAAACCCAAACCAAAACAACCACCACCACCAAGCAUCUCCUCCACAUCUAACAACCCCUUCCUACAGACACAGGGUGCCUCCUCAACAGGUAUGGGAGUUACCCCAGGAAGUACCAUUUCAAGUAGAGGAGUAUCUCCGACCCCACCUUCUGCUUCUAAUCCUUUUGGCGCGACCCCAAUGGCAUCCAUCUCCCCUCAACCCUCUUCACUUGGUCUGAACCAGCUCCGUACAAGCCCCGUUCCCCCAAACCCCAUGCUGGGUCACAUGCCUCCACCAGUAGUGGGAAUGGUUCAGCCAGGAAUGGGCAUGCCAGGAAUGGGGGUCCCUAUGGCGGCCCCUAGUAUAAGCAUGGGAAUGGGCAUGCCUUUCGGUGGAAUAUCCCCUAUGGGUCCUGCAGGAAACCCCUUGCUGAUGGGUCCAGGCGGCCCUGCACAGCCUUCACUGAUUUUGGGCGGGCCAUCAGGAGUGGGCGGAGUAAUGGGAACAGGGGGAUCCAUGGGAGGUGGAACCACAGGCACAAGCACCAAUCCUUUCCUUCUUUGAGAGAUUUCACCAAUACCACUGGCCCUGUGCACUCAACAACCAAUCCAAACCUGCCCUACCAACACAAACAGUUUGUGUUUAACAAAAAACAAAAAAACAAAUGUGUGUACAUCUCUAUAUUUAAUGAAAAGUCAAAACUAAAAUGUGUUCUUUUCUUUCACAAACAGCAUUUCAGUUUUGCUUUGUUGUUUUCCCCCUUGUUUUAUUUGACACAGUAUUUGAAGUCUAUUUAUUUCCCUAUUCAGUUUUGGUUUCUUUGACAGACAUGGAUGAUUGGUGGGUUCAUUCAAUGAAUGCAGGCUGUUAAUAUUGUUAUAUUAUUAAGAUGAUUGUUAUUGCUCAGAAUCAGGAAUAUGAAGAAAUGGGAGGAGGAAUACAAGCCACUAAUGAACCCAAUCAUACACCCUGAUUCCCCCCCCCCUUUCAUUGAUGAUGGAAGAGCCGGUGGCCCUCUGAAAGACAGAGCGCAUGAAGGAUGACUGACGGACUCGCCCUGAAUGGAUUCAGAAGGAUUCGGCUGUCCGUUUUAUUCACAACUCUAGUAAAAAUCAUUUGAUAGAUGUAUUACUUUUAAUUUAAUUUAAUGUGUAAUCUUGUGUAAUUUAUUUUAAUCGUAUGUCUCUGACUCCUGGAAACGAUUAAACCAAGGAAAAUCGCACUGGAAAUUGCCAUUGAAACAGAUGCCUGCUUGGUCUCUGACCUACAACAUUUCAGUCCAUGCCGCAUGGUUCAUAUACACAUGAAGAGAGAGUAUGACAUGUCCAGUGUUUUCACUUGGCUCACUGCUUUGCUUUUGAUGGGGUUAAUCAGCAUUGUCUUUAUUAGAGUCCUAAUUUUCAACCACUUUUUUUUGCAGUCGGGGAAAAGAAAAUCGAAGCAUUAAUUCAACACCUGUUCACUUGAGAAACAGCGCUUGUCUUUGCAUUUCACUUCAGCACCUUUGUCCUUCAACAUUCACACAGAAAACAGGAAAGUGUUAAUGCUUCUGAAAUUGUCUGAAUGAUUUUGUGAAAUCAGAUUAUAAAAAUGGGGACUGAAUGAGACGAUCCAUGCUGUUAUUCUUUAUUUACUUUCAAAUU